GCCGGGCGGUGUCGGCGGGCGGACGGCGCGGUGCCUCCGGGCUCGUCGUCGGUGGCGCUGGGGAUGCGGCAUGGCCGAGGCGCCCGCACUCCCGCAUCGCACCACCGGCUCCACGCUGCUACACCCGCUGAGCGCCCUGCUCGGCAUCCCGCUGGACCAGAUAAAUUUUGUAGCCUGUCAACUAUUUGCCCUUUUGGCUGCCUUUUGGUUUCGUAUUUACUUGGGUCCCAGUCAUGCCAGCUCUGCAGUUCGCCAUGCAUUUGCCACCCUCUUUGGAAUAUACUUUGCUGUCUUCUGCUUUGGGUGGUAUUCCAUUCAUCUUUUUGUCCUGGUGCUGAUGAAUUAUGGCAUUAUGAAUUUGGCGAGUAUUCCCAACAUCCACAGCUGGCUUCUGAUGUAAGGGAUGCUAACUGGUGUGGUCCUGACCCAUCUCAAGCUCAUGAAAUGUACUCCUUUGUUGUAGCUAUGGGAUACCUCACCUUGUGCCACAUAAGCCGAAUAUACAUAUUUCAUUAUGGUAUUCUGACUACAGAUUUUUCUGGUCCGCUGAUGAUAAUUACACAGAAGAUCACAACACUUGCAUGCCAACUACAUGAUGGAAUAGGGAGACAAGCUGAGGAACUUACUGCCGAGCAAAAUCGACUUGCUGUGAAGACAAGACCUUCCUUACUGGAGUAUUUAAGCUAUCUCCUCAAUUUUAUGAGCAUCAUAGCUGGACCUUGCAGCAAUUAUAAGGAUUACAUAGCUUUCAUUGAAGGGAGGCAUGUGCACAUGAAACUAUUAGAAGUGAACUGGAAGCAGAAGGGUUAUGACAGACUUCCUGAUCCUUCUCCAACUGGAGCAGUGAUGUACAAGUUGUGUAUCACACUGGUAUCUCUUGUUUUAUUCUUGACACUUACCAAGAACUUUCCUAUGGCAUAUAUUAUUGAUAAUGAAUUUCUUGAUAAAACGCCCUUCUUAACAAGACUUGGUUACCUGUAUGUUGUGACACAGUCUGCAAAACCAAAGUAUUACUUUGCAUGGACGUUAGCAGAUGCAGUCAACAAUGCAGCUGGGUAUGGAUUCAGUGGAGUUGACGAAAAAGGUGCUUUCCGCUGGGACCUGUUGUCCAACUUAAAUAUCUGGAAUAUUGAGACUGCAACAAGUUUUAAAAUGUACCUUGAAAACUGGAAUAUUCAGACAGCUGCCUGGCUAAAACGUGUUUGUUAUGACAGAGCUCCGUGGUAUCCUACUGCUUUAACAUUCAUCCUGUCGGCCCUGUGGCAUGGUAUCUAUCCUGGAUAUUAUUUUACGUUUCUCACUGGAAUCCUUAUCACACUCGCAGCCAGAGCAAUAAGAAACACUUGCAGACAUUACUUCCUCUCAUCAGUGCCUCUCAAGAUGGCCUAUGAUGUUGCUACCUGGGUUGUCACACAGCUGGCGGUGUGCUAUACUGUUGCACCCUUUGUGAUGCUGGCUGUUGAGCCCACAAUUAAGUUUUACAAGUCUAUGUAUUUUCACAUGCACAUUCUAAGCAUCUUGGUUUUGCUUUUAUUACCAAUCAGACCUCGAACGCACUCUGUAAGAAAACCUCAAAAUCAGGCCAACCAGAACUCUGUUAAAAGCAAAGACAAAUGAUAUCUCCAAAGGAAAUUGCCAACACUGGGAAACGAUCUGUCAUAAUGGAAACAAAGAAGAAGACGGGAGCGACGGGAGUUGAAAUACAAGUGGCAUUUAUAUAGGUUAUCUUAAAAUCUUACUGGACAAGGCAGAAGAGAGCCUGAAAGACUGCAUUUCAAAUGACUCCAGUUAACAGAGAUUUACAGGCUAUGUUUACAGGCUCAUGGGGCAUUUUGAUUUUUUAAGUAUUUUUAUGAAAUGUUUUUUAUAUAUUUAAACUUUUUCACACAGAGAGGCAUUUUUGCCCUUUUACAGAAACAUACAAUUAUUAAUCAAGAAUCUGGUGAUUAAAGGGACAGGAAGCAGGAAUCACAGCGUUAAAUCUGCUGCCUGAUAGUCUGGUGCUGGGAUGGCUGACAGGAGGGCUUCUCAUAUCUUGUCUCAAUAGGGAGAUGGCAUGAUGACAUGGUUUUGGAGCAGAAGGGCAAAAGUUCGCUUGAUCUUGAUUUUCAGUACGAAUACAGAACGUGAAAGUGGGGCCUCACGAUCCUUCCGACACACGAGCAAAAAACUACAGAAAGGAGGAGCUCAGUAUGCUGUUGCUGCCUUCUUCCUGCUCUCCGGGCAGGGCAAACCCAGAAGUGCAAGGGCUGCAGCCUGAGCUCAGUGGCAGGGGUAUUUCAAAUCCCUUCAAGUGGCACCUGCUGGCAUGAGGGUAAGUCCCUUGGGAAUAGAUGUCUGGGAACACUGUCAUCUGUCCAGACCAACGUCUAAAAUCAAAUCAAAAGAAAAGAGUAGCAAAGGAAUUAAUACAAACCCUGUAGAGUUGGGCUUCAGUAAUGACGCAGCUGGUACUCAUUGCUACAUCAGCAUUACUUUGCAGUUUUACAGUGAUGCAGCCCUUCCAUUUCAGUAUGAAAAUAACUGAGAAGCAAUGCAAGUUUUGAGUUCCAGGGCUCACAGUUACGAGUUAAAUCUAAAAAGGGUUUAUAAUUGAUCAGACUGUUCUAUUCAAAAACCUCCUUUCUUGUGGAGGGGUUACUUUCCAGCAUGGCAACACUAAAACAAGAUCUAAACAGUAAUUAUCUUAGGAAUCAUAACUAAUUCAGUACAAGAUAAAGAUUUUGAUGGGUUCUGAGCAUCACAGGAGUCACAACCAAGUCCUUGUGUGAUCUCAGCAAGUGACUGAGCCUUUCAGUGCAGGUUUCCCUGCUUAUGAAGUCCCUAGCUUACAGAGACGCGAGGUUUCCUUCUUAAGGGCUUGUAGCGCUUUGGGAUGACUUGCCUCAAGGUCUUUUUAUUAUUGUUUGUUUGUUUGUACACACUUACCCAGGAAAAACAAAAACAGGCUGACAGCACGCAUCAAAACAAGCAUAAACAAACAAGCAAACAAAACAAAACUUUUCCAGGAAUAUUUUUCUCAGGAUUUUGUAGCAGCACUUCCCUUGUUAAAGUAUUGGUACUUCUUGAUCAUGUAACCAACAUGAUUGAGAGAAGAAUCUGCUGUUUACUGCACUCUGUUAUUCAUGGCAGAUGAAAAUUGUGCAGAGUCCUAAUGUUUUGGGAGGAAACAAAUCAAUGAAACCAGAAUGAGGGUUAAAAAGUGUUUGAUCUUCUUUUCUCUGGUGGGAAGAUUUUGUCCUGUGAUCACCUCAUGAUUUAGAGAUUUUAUUUGCUAAUUUAUUUGGAAGGCGAGAUGGUAUUAAAAGAUUGUUCUGAAUAAACAAACUGCUUUGUGUCACUG
Molecule: messenger RNA, 3343 nt
Organism: Coturnix japonica (Japanese quail)
Lineage: Eukaryota; Metazoa; Chordata; Aves; Galliformes; Phasianidae
Source: RefSeq, a predicted model, not a curated record